This is a messenger RNA of Cuscuta campestris, 1983 nucleotides long. The record is from the annotation of a GenBank genome assembly. NCBI's taxonomy places the organism in Eukaryota, Viridiplantae, Streptophyta, Magnoliopsida, Solanales, Convolvulaceae.
UAUCCAUAGUGUGUGAAAAGGUGCGCCUUUUGUUGUUAUUACACCGUGUAUAAUCGCUUGAUUUGAUGGAGAGGCACGGCGGCGCUCCGGCGACGGAGGAUGCAACGGAAGCGGCGGAGCACGGCGGCGAUACUGGCCUAGAAGAGCCGCUGUGGCAGUUGUCCGUCAGUGGUGGGUCCCAAUCGUACCCAGAGCGACCUCAGGAGGCCGAUUGUAUCUAUUAUCUGCGGACCGGAUUGUGCGGCUAUGGCGCCCGCUGUCGGUUCAAUCAUCCCCGCGAUCGUAGCUUUGCUGCUCGAUCUACUAGAGCCAGCAUAGGGGAGCUUCCGGAGAGAGCGGAUCAGCCUCAAUGUCUGUUCUAUAUGAGGACUGGAAUGUGUAAGUUUGGCGUUACUUGCAAGUAUCACCACCCAAGACAGGGAGGCGGAUCAGCACCAGUGGUGAUGAAUGCUUAUGGAUACCCUUCACGACCGGGCGAAAGGGAAUGUUCAUACUACGCUAGAACAGGGCAGUGCAAAUUCGGAGCCACCUGCAAAUUUGAUCACCCACAGCCUGCAGCAGCAGCAGCAGCACCAUCUAUUUAUUCAGCAGUCCACUCUCCCUCUUCUGUUCAUCAAUCCUCUCAGCAGUUUGGUGUAAUGGGUCCCACCUGGUCAAUUGCCAGGCCGGCCCUUCUUCCUGGCGCAUACAUGCCCGGAGCAUAUAGUCAUAUGUUGUUUCCCCCAGGGGUAGUUCCAGUUCCUGGUGGUUGGACUACUUAUCCGGCACCUUUAAGUCCAGUUCCAUCUCUGAGUAAUCAGACGACUGCUGGAGUUGGACAGUUUUAUGGAUUAACACAGUUAUCUCCUUCAGCACCUGCCUAUUCAGGAGGUUAUAUGUAUGAAGGUUCUACAGCUGGCCCUUCACAGCUCAGUCCAAGAGAACAACAUGCCUUUCCUGAAAGAGCUGGUGAGCCUGAAUGCCAGCAUUACAUGAAGACUGGGGAUUGUAAGUAUGGGUCUUCAUGUAGAUACCAUCAUCCGCCUGGAUUGACCGUACCCAAAGCAAAUUUUGUCUUGAGCCCUCUCGGUCUUCCUCUACGUCCAGAUGCACCAAUCUGCUUACACUAUUCACAUAAUGGGGUGUGCAAAUUUGGGCCUACAUGUAGGUUUGACCAUCCAAUGGGAACGCUGAAUUACAGUCCAUCGGCAUCCUCACUUGCUGACAUCCCCGUUGCUCCCCUACCUGUUGGAUCUUACUCGAGCACUCUGGCUCCAACAUCCUCAGACUCAAGGCCCAACCUCAUUUCUAGGCCCAAUAAGGAAAGCGUCGCUACCCAAACAUCACCCAAAACUACUCCUAGUGGCCCAAUGGGCUCAACUUCCGGGACAAGCGGGAGCAGUAGUAGUAAGGGACAUGGAGGUGAGGUCUCAAAGACCGAAUGAUCAUUUUUUUUCUUUCUCUCUUUCAAUAUUUUUGAUGCUAGUUGCUGCCUAGGAGAGCUUCUUGUCUUUGGUCAUCAAACUUCUUGUCUAAGCACACAACUAUAUACCUACUUUCAUCAAUGUCCAUAAAAAUCCAUUUUUAAGUCAACCAAAUCCCACUUUCCAAAUACCAAAUAUCUGGGGAAAAAUCUCCUAAUCCCAUUUAUUUUGUUGUAAUCAUUGUUGACUCCCUUCAUGUCUCACUACCCACACUUCACCUUCCUCUUAAUGAAUUGAGAACCCACUUGGAGUAAUUAUGAAUACCGAAUUCACGUUUUUUUAUAUUUUGAGCUAUAAUCUCGUUGCGCGGGAGAGAAGAAAAAAAAAGGCGGACGAUUCUCACGGCAAGACGAGAGCUUUAUGCUGUCCUAAAAAUAGUCAUGUGUGAUCUUGUUUGAUUCGUCUUAACAUAUAGAUUAUUAAUAUAUAAUUUUUAUAAUUUUUUAAUAUACAAAUUAUAAGAUAAAAUGGAUUAAAGAAGUGCAUUGGAUGGUGUGCCAAAAGGUAAGUGGACAAAGAU